UUGACAAUGGGUAUAGUUUUUCAGACUGCCUCUAUUACAUGAGCUGUGGUGGAAUAGGAUUGGAUGGUUUCAAACUGCUUGACAGUCAGAUGAAGGUGGAUGAAAUGCUUAGGCAAAACCAGGACAUCAGGAGGAUCACAUUGUCAGUUACUAAGGGCAAGAGGCAGCAGGCAAUUGUUGUGUCUCCAGCAAAGAAGGGAAAGAGAAAGGCAGCAGAACUAGUUCAGAUAUCUGAUGAAGAAUAUAGCAGUGAUCCUGAUAUAGUGUUUGCAGUCAGUGAAGAUGGUGUGGCCCAUAAGGAAUCUGGUGAUUAUGUUGGUUCAAGUUCAGGCCGAGGCACAAAUGAGUUUUUGUUCUUUAGCACACAGCAGAGUGUAAAUUACCAGCCCAUCCAAACUAUGCCACCUCCCCAGACAGAAGCUUAUGAUGAAUACCAUAACUCUCAGAUAGAAGACAGUGCCAAUUAUGCAGACAUGGAUCUUGAUUCAGAAAGUGAGGAGGAAAAUAGCUCUAAUGAAGAUAGUGCUGACCUGCAGUCAACUGUAGCAGAUAUGAAGAAGGCAGCACUGCACUUUGAGGGUGACACAGAACCAGAGGACAUUUAUGAUGUUCCUGAGGAGCAGGAAGAGGAAGAGCACAGUGAACAAGCUCCAAAUGUAGCUGAAGAAGAACAUUUCACUGAAGAUGGAGUACUGCAGCAGCCUGUGCUUAGGAUUGGAAAGAGAGUGGGGCCAACAACAAGAACACACUCAUCAGCCAAUGAUCCAAUUGAGCCUGAUUAGUUUCCCUCAGGUGAUGAGGAUGAAAAUCUUGGUUUUUUGGACUCAGAGGAUGAUGAUGACAAUGAGCCUAUGUCUUUUAUUAUUCCCUCGGGAAGGAAAACAAGAGCAGAGAAGGCAAAGCCAAGAAAAUGGUAUGAUGAAAGCAGACUGAAUCCAGAGCAGCAGUUUUGUUUGAAGCUAUGUUUCAAAGAUGUGUACCAAUUUAGGAGUGCUCUACUUAACUUUCACAUCAAGCAGCUGAGGUCUUUCAGAUAUCACAGGAACUGCAAAGACAGGGUCAUUGCUUGGUGUGACCACAAGGACAAAGGAUGUCCUUUUUAUAUUGUUGCUUCUCAGAUCAAGAAUGAGCAAACAUUCUGUGUAAAGAAGUUUAGAGCAGAACAUACUUGCCCAACUAGUGACAAACAUAGUAAAGUGAGCUCAAAGUGGCUAGGAAGCACUAUCUUAGAGACAAUUAGAUCAGACCCAAACACAACUAUGCCAGCAUUGGUAGACAAGGCAAAGAGGAAAUUUGGAAUUGAAGUUCCAAAGAUGAUGGCAUGGAGAGCUAAAAAGGUAGCAAAGGAAAUUGUCCUAGGAGAUCAUAAGAAGCAGUACCAUAGGUUGACUGAUUACAUUGAAACAGUUAAAAUAUGCAAUCCAGGAUCUAGAUGCUUUGUCACAACUGUCACUCCAAAAAGCACAAAUGAAAACCCACAUCCAGGUCCCAGAUUCCAUGGUCUUUUCUUUUGUCUCAAUGCACCUAGGGAGGGUUUUCUAAAUGGAUGUAGACCUUUCAUUGGUUUGGAUGGAUGUUUCAUAAAGCUUACAACUGGAGCACAAAUCCUAGCAGCUACUGGUAGGGAUGCCAACAACAUCAUGUAUCCCAUUGCUUUUGGAAUUGUAGGAGUGGAGGACACACCCAGUUGGAGCUGGUUUCUCACCCAACUUAAGUAUGAUCUGGGAGGCACAGAAGAGGGAAAGUUUGGCAAAUACACCAUCAUGUCAGAUAGGCAGAAGGGCAUGCUAAAUGCUAUCAAUGUUGUAUUUCCAAACUACCCACAAAGAUUUUGUUUAAGGCACAUUUAUGCAAAUUUUCAAAGAGCUGAAUUUAGAGGUGAAGAUCUGAAAAAAUGCAUGGACAGUGCUAGCUAUUCCUACACAAAGCAUGGUUUUGAUGUAGCCAUGGCCAAUUUGAAGAAUGAGUGUGAGGAUGCACGGAGGUGGUUAUCUGGUAUUCCAGUACACACAUGGGCUAGGCAUGAAAUGGACACCAAUUGCAAAACAGACCUGGUGGUCAAUAACAUAAGUGAGGUCUUCAAUAAAUAUAUCUUGGAUGUUAGAAACAAACCAAUAGUGACAAUGAUUAAUGGAAUCAAAGACAAGUUGCUAGUCAGGUUUGAUGGAAAAAGAGAAAGUGCAGCAACUUCUA
This is a messenger RNA of Triticum aestivum (bread wheat), 2193 nucleotides long. RefSeq lists its product as uncharacterized. NCBI's taxonomy places the organism in Eukaryota, Viridiplantae, Streptophyta, Magnoliopsida, Poales, Poaceae. Bases 39 to 782 code for a protein of 247 amino acids. The record is from RefSeq and is a predicted model, not a curated record. The transcript is spliced from 2 exons.